This is a messenger RNA of Fusarium falciforme, 735 nucleotides long. RefSeq lists its product as hypothetical. The coding region runs from base 1 to 735 and encodes 244 amino acids. The record is from RefSeq and is a predicted model, not a curated record. Gene Ontology annotation, cellular component: intracellular anatomical structure. Lineage: Eukaryota; Fungi; Ascomycota; Sordariomycetes; Hypocreales; Nectriaceae. The transcript has a single exon. Gene Ontology annotation, molecular function: oxidoreductase activity, acting on NAD(P)H, oxygen as acceptor.
AUGACUAGACUGAAUGGAAAGACGGCUGUCAUCACCGGCGGCGCUACCGGCAUCGGCCUCGCAGCGGCAAAGCGCUUCAUCGAGGAGGGUGCCUUCGUCUUCAUCUUCGGCCGCCGACAGGAAGCGCUCGACGCGGCUCUGGCCGACCUUGGGCCCAAUGCCCGCGCGGUAAAGGGCUCAGUCUCCGAUCUGGCCGACCUCGACCGACUAUACGCGGCGGUGAAGGCUGAGCGCGGAACCAUCGAUAUCGUCUUUGCCAAUGCCGGGACGGGAAACCAGCUUCCGCUCGGCGAGAUCACCGUCGAGCACUGUGACGAAAUCCUCGACACCAAUGUGAAGGGUUCGAUCUUCACGGUCCAGAAGGCGCUGCCGCUGAUGGGCCAGGGCGGUUCAAUCAUCCUAACCGGAUCGAGCGCUGGCACCACGGGCUCCCCAGCUUUCAGCCUUUACGCCGCGAGCAAGGCGGCUGUGCGCAACCUCGCGCGGACCUGGGCGGAGGACCUGAAGAGCACCGGCAUCCGGGUAAACGUGCUGUCGCCCGGGCCGACGGCGACCGAGCUCGCGAAGGAAGCGCUGGGCGAGGAGGGCAUGAAGGCCUUCGCCUCGCUCAAUCCGCUCCAGCGUAUGGCCGAUCCAGCGGAAAUUGGCGCCGUGGCUGCCUUUCUCGCGUCGCAGGACAGCAGCUUCAUGACCGCCAGCGAGGUUGCCGUCGACGGCGGCCUCGCGCAAAUCUGA